Phacochoerus africanus (Common warthog) is the source of this 1457-nucleotide messenger RNA. RefSeq lists its product as uncharacterized. The transcript has 3 exons. Bases 522 to 1079 code for a protein of 185 amino acids. The record is from RefSeq and is a predicted model, not a curated record. NCBI's taxonomy places the organism in Eukaryota, Metazoa, Chordata, Mammalia, Artiodactyla, Suidae.
UCUUCAAUGCCCUCCCCUCGCGAAUCCUCUAAACCCCAACCACAGUGACCUUAAAAAAUGAAGUCAGGAUAGCAACGCGCCCCAUCUGAAACAGACAACAGAUUUACACGAUCAGCGGAUAAUGCCCAUCUCCUCUGUGUGAUUCGAGGAUUCCUUCAGGUCCCUAGCCUGCUCACUGGGAACUGUGCUCUCUCAAGGCCCCGGGUUUUUAAACACGUAGCCCCGUGCCUGGUCCUACGCCACAUUCCAAAGUUUCGGCUGUAAUGCUUCGUCCUCUCAGCUUUUACGCGCUGCUCCUACACUCAGCAUCUCAGAGAUUAUCACUUGCCGCUGUAAUUGCCCAAUUACAACUGGCAAUUGUGAUCGACCGAGGGCCCAAGUCCGUCUAUCACGUCCCACCUCGGGACCCCGCCCCACCGGAGAAAGCCUGAACGGCCGCAGAUCAGAAACCCGCCACACACAAACUCACAUGUUUCCUUCCCGCGCGGUGGGGCACUGGAAGCUGUGCUGUGAAGACGGAAAUGCACAUGCGCAUACGGACCAGUAGGGACUACGAUUCCCAGAACCCUCCUGACCGAGACUCUAUUUCCCAGAAAGCGCCGCGCCCCCCCCUCCGGAACUGCGCUCAAAAGCGGAAGUUAGGGAGCUCUGUACCAGAGGCCUCAUGCAGCCACACCAAACGAGUGUGGGCACCUAAGGUUUCUAAGAGGGUUCUCCUGCUGCUCUGGGUCUCAUCUGAUUGGUGUCCAUCCACACAUUCCCAGCCAAGGUUAUUUAUGCUAGAGGAGGAAGAAUGCCCUCCCCAGAGUCAGUUCCUUGGGAAAAGAAGAGCUGUUGAGGCUCAAGCCUCCAAAGAAGAAAGAGUCUCUGCAACAGCUAAAGGGAGGCUGGCCACUGCAGAAUUUUUCCAGGCUGCCAGGUCACAUGGGUUCCAGCCAGGCGCAGCCAAUGAAAGAAAAGGCCAAGGUGUUGCUCUCUCAGGAAGCUUCCUGCCCUCCUAUGAUAUUUCUGACAGUAUCUGUAACGAGGCUUUAGCCUCUGCCAGAAAGGCCAGCUGUGGUUCCAGCUACCAUCAGUGACCCCAGCCUCUGGGCUCUGGUAACACCAUCUCCUCUGAUUUUCCCUCUGACCCAGGCUUGGGAGUGACUUCCCACUGUCACUAAUCUAAACUUCUCAGAUCAUUCAUCAAUCGUGUAACCAAUUCCCUGCAUUAAAUCCCCUCGGUUAUAAUAUGUGUGGCAAUUUCUGUUGUUCUGGUUAGAUCAUGACUGAUAACAUAUGUUGUGGUUAAAAUGUAUUUUUCUUUAACAUGGAUUAGCCAUUAGCAAAUUCUUUAAUUAGAGUUGUGUUUACACAAUCUAUCAUUAUCUGUAUCUGUUGAAGGGCAGUUCGUAAUCUUUUGAAAUUAUUAUGACCUGCCAGUAAAAUUUUACAAUAUAUAAAUUUCAUAAAUGGUU